CUCGUUGUUGUUCAAUCAGUCAUUACCACUUUACAACUUGAAGUGCGAGUUACAGCUUAAUUGACAAACGCUGAAACCUAGAAGAGAUUCUCUGGAACACCGUAAAGCAGAGGUGUUUGUUUCCUUGAAAAGUCAAAGGGAAGUUUGGAAGGCGGAACAGCCCCGGAAUAACAAGAUGAACUACACCACCGCAAAUCACUCCAGUAAGGAAGAACCCUCGUUCGGUUUCGAGCCCACCUUCGUGUAUCCAGUCGCCACUUGUUACAUUUUGAUCGUAACAGUAGCAAUCUUUGGAAACCUCUUGGUCUGUUACGCUAUUCUCGUCAACAAGAACCUUCGCAAUAAUCCAACAAACCUCUUUAUUUUCUCGUUGGCGUUCUCCGAUCUUCUCAUCGUGAUCAUUGCUGUGCCGUUUGACAUUGAGGGACUUUUUCUUCAAUGGCAUUGGAAGCACGGAGAAAUAAUGUGCAAGGCCUGGAUCACGGUGUACCUCAUCACUGUACCCACCUCGAUUUUGACCCUUUUGGCCGUCAGCGUUGAUCGUUACAAGAGCCUCAGUGAUCCUCUGAAUCGCUUCCGCCGUUCCAGAUUCAUGACUCGGAAAAGAGCCUUGAUCAUCAGCCUCGUUAUCUGGUUAUACAGUUUGCUGUUCGCUUUACUUCCCAUCAUGGGCUGGCGAACAGAAGAGAGGUUCGUCUACAAUAGUGUCUGUUAUUUCCCUUUUCACUUGGAGUACACGACGCUCAUUUCUUCUCUAAAUUUUAUUUUACCUUUGCUGAUAACCUGUGCCAUAUAUAUCAAGAUUUAUCUCAUCGCUCGCAAACAGCACAACUUUGGCGGAGCUGAGAGCCGAAAACUACGUUCGACAGAAGAAAUAAAGGUUUAUUCCAAAAACGUCCGAGCGGCCAAGACCAUCUCCAUCUUCGUGGGGGCUUUCUUCUGCUGUUGGGUUCCAUACUCCUCGAUCAGUAUUGUCGCCACCUUAUGUGAAACGUGUUCAAACCACAUUCCGUGCGAAGUUCGAAUUGUACUGCUGAUGUUUGGUUACCUUAACUCGGCGCUAAACCCGUUCCUUUUAGCGUUCCGUAACAGUCGAUUUAAAGCUGCCUACAAUAUGGUGUUCAAAUCUGCACCCUUGCAUCAGAUUUUGCCGAUCUACACGAAUACGAGGUUCGUGCUCACGCGGCGAAAUUGAGAAGGGACAGUUUGUCAGCUAAGAUGCAGUCCAAGUUGUGAGGAGUCACAUGUUGUGCAGAAACCGCCUCACUGGAACACAAAACCUGGAAACAUUGAUACGCAGUAAAUAUAAAACGCUGAUUAGAGCGCACGUCAAUUUAACAUAUGAUCUUUUGCUUAUUUAAAUGUUACCACCUUUGCUAGAACCGUACAAAUUACUACGUCAGCAAACUGCACAAACCCGAAAUCAGGGUAAGAAUAAGGUUGAUUUGUACUCUCUCCCUGAAAAUUUGGAUAGGGUGUGCGGCACGCUCUCCAAAACCCUUACCCUUACAAAAUUGCCUUACCUUACCCAUACAAAAUGGCUAGUAUCGAUACCCUUUUUCUUACCAAAACAGCUAAGAAACCACACUCUUUAGGGCCGCACAUACCUAUAUAGGCCAUAUAGGGGAGUACCUCCCUCGGGAUUUAUGCUCACAAUUGCGAAAAGCAUAACAACAAAGCAACCCGUGCAGUCUUCAUUCUUUUAAAUUUUGGUCAACACUGUGUUUAUGCUUAAGCGUAAAUCCGCCUGUAAAAUUCAUGCCGCCUAAAGUUGCGCUGAGAAGUUACAAAAGCGCCAAAUAGUGACUGGUUUUGGAUUUGUUGCAAUCUAUAAAGCAAUUUCCAAUUGAGUGAACCAACCAAUACAGCGUUUUCAUAAGACGUCACGGCAGCCAUAUUGGUGUUCCAGCACAUUGAAACGGCGGCCAUG
Molecule: messenger RNA, 1930 nt
Organism: Orbicella faveolata
Lineage: Eukaryota; Metazoa; Cnidaria; Anthozoa; Scleractinia; Merulinidae
Product: tyramine receptor Ser-2-like
Source: RefSeq, a predicted model, not a curated record